Odocoileus virginianus texanus is the source of this 1303-nucleotide messenger RNA. Lineage: Eukaryota; Metazoa; Chordata; Mammalia; Artiodactyla; Cervidae. The record is from RefSeq and is a predicted model, not a curated record.
ACCACUUGAAUGUUCACAAGCUGAUUACCCACAAGUUGAACAUCAAAGAAGACAGCAAUGCAGGGGCCCUAUAAGCCUAUCUCUUUUCACACUGGCAAUCAUAGCAAUCAUAGGAAUUGCCAUUGGUAUUGUUACUCAUUUUGUUGUUGAGGGUGAUAAGUCAUUCUACUAUCUUGCCUCUUUUAAAGCUACAAAUAUAAAAUACAGAGAAUGUUAUGGAAUGAGAACCUCAAAACAGUUUACAGAAAGGAGUCAUCAGAUUGAGAGAAUGAUGUCUAGGAUAUUCCAACAUUCUGGAGAGGGUCGGUUUAUCAAAUCUCAUGUUAUCAAAUUAAGUCCAGAUCAAAAUGGUAUGAACAUUCUUAUGGUGCUUGUGUUUCGAUUCCCAUCUACUGAUAGCGCUGAGCAAGUCAGGAAAAAAAUUGAAAGGAUUCUAUUUCAAAGUCUGAAGAGAGAACCAAUGCCUUUGACUAUACACAAACCAUCAUUUACACUCACAUCUAUCGACAACAAAAAGAUGAGGAAUCUUCUCAACAGUCGCUGUGGAAUAAGGAUGACACCUUCAUUCAUGCCAUUACCAGCAUUUGCGUCUGCUGAAAGAAUUAUCCAAGGAAGUGAAGCAGCUCUGGAAGGGGAGUGGCCAUGGCAGGCCAGCCUCCAGCUCAUAGGGGCUGGCCAUCAGUGUGGGGCCAGUCUCAUCAGUAACACGUGGCUGCUCACAGCAGCUCACUGCUUCCGCAGAAAUAAAGACCCAAAUAGAUGGAUUGUCACUUUUGGUGUAACUAUAACACCACCCACAGUGCAACGAAGUUUGAAGAAAAUUAUCAUUCAUGAAAAUUACCGUAGAGAAACAAAUGAAAAUGACAUUGCUUUGGUUCAGCUUGCAACCCGAGUUGACUUUUCAAAUGUAGUUCAGAGAGUUUGCCUCCCAGAUUCAUCCAUAAAGUUGCCACCUAAAACAGGUGUAUUUGUCACAGGAUUUGGAUCCAUUGUAGAUGAUGGACCAACACAAAAUAAACUACGGCAAGCCAGGGUAGAAACCAUAAGCUCUGAGGUGUGUAACAGAAAGGAUGUGUAUGACGGCAUGGUAACUUCAGGAAUGUUAUGUGCCGGAUUCAUGGAAGGAAAAGUAGAUGCCUGUAAGGGAGAUUCUGGUGGACCUCUGGUUUAUGAUAAUCAUGAAAUCUGGUACCUAGUUGGUAUAGUAAGUUGGGGACAAUCAUGUGCUCUUCCCAAAAAACCUGGGGUCUACACAAGAGUGUCUCAGUAUCGAGACUGGAUUGCCUCCAAGACUGGUAUCUAG